Molecule: messenger RNA, 8208 nt
Organism: Botrytis deweyae
Lineage: Eukaryota; Fungi; Ascomycota; Leotiomycetes; Helotiales; Sclerotiniaceae
Exons: 10
Coding region: 348-8087 (2579 amino acids)
Biological process (GO): fatty acid biosynthetic process; secondary metabolite biosynthetic process
Molecular function (GO): 3-oxoacyl-[acyl-carrier-protein] synthase activity; phosphopantetheine binding; fatty acid synthase activity
Source: RefSeq, a predicted model, not a curated record
CAAAACUUCCAUUGUUCUACUUCCUCAGUUAAGAUUGAUCAGAUACAGCUCUCAGUAACCUAUCAUCAACUCUUCCCUCUCAUUACUUCACUCCGUAUCUUAAAACUAUAAUACCGUAUCAUUAGUAACACGUUGUUCGCCAGCACUGCCUUCCCUUUCUUUUCUCUUUUCUCAGCGCCUGAGCCUGGCUUCAGCUUUCCCUUGACCACUUUCCUCUUUCCCUGCUUAGCCGAUUGAUAUUCCCCAUCUAGGUACACGCUUCUAGUUUGGUCGCUCAAAAGCUUAACCUGGGUACUCGAAUUCACAAGUACAAGCGAAUCCACAGUUCAGAAAGCGCUGUUUCAAACAUGGCUGAGUCUUCCCCCAGAAUCGAGCCAUUAGCCAUUAUUGGCUUAUCAUUUAAGUUUCCUCAAGGUAUGGAAACUGCUGAAUCCCUCUGGGAGGGAUUAGCUACUAGUCGAUCAGCCUGGUCACCAUUUCCCGAGAGCCGCUUAAACUUUGACGGCGUUUACGAUUCAGAUUCUGGAAGAUUGAAUAGUUUUCCUCUGAAAGGUGCACAUUUUGUGGACGGUGAUUUAAGCGUAUUCGAUGCUCCGUUUUUCACAAUUGGACCUAAUGAAGCGGCGGAAAUUGAUCCUCAAUCUCGUAUAUUACUUGAGGUAACAUACCGAGCUCUAGAGAAUGCGGGAAUACCAAUGAAGAAAGUAGCCAAUUCAAACACAUCUGUAUACACGGGAAGCUUUGGAGAUGACUACAAAUCUUUCUCCACCAAAGACCCUCAGUUUGGUGGCCAGUAUUCAGCAAGUUCUGUGUCGGCUAAUAUGUUGGCAAACCGUAUUAGCUGGUACUUUGACUUACGUGGUGAGUCCAUCAACAUGGACACAGCUUGCUCUAGUACCCUUGUCGCAUUUCAUACUGCAUGCCAGAGGCUACAGAAUAAUGAAUCUGAAAUGGCCAUUGUAGCUGGUUCAAACUUGUUUUUGAGUCCAGAUAUGGCUAUGUCAUUAAACAAUCAGAAUUUUCUAUCACCAGAUGGAAGAUGCUGGAGCUUUGAUGAGAAAGCGAAUGGGUAUGGUCGUGGUGAAGGAUUUGGGGUGUUGAUAGUGAAGCGAUUAAGCGAUGCACUUGAGAACAAUGAUACCAUACGAGCUGUUAUCCGAGCCACCGGAACGAACCAAGAUGGAAGAACGCCAGGUAUUGUUCAACCAAGUAGAAGUAGCCAGGAGCAACUCAUUCGAGAUGUAUAUGAAAAAGCUGGUUUGGACAUGAGCCAGACACGAUAUGUCGAGGCGCAUGGUACAGGAACACCUGUCGGGGAUCCUAUAGAGGCAGGAGCAAUUGCUGACGCGUUCAGCCACGCUCGCUCCGUUGACUCUCCUUUGUAUAUAGGAACUAUCAAAUCAAACAUUGGUCACCUGGAGGGUACCAGUGGUAUAGCAGGUCUCAUUAAGAGUAUUAUAAUGCUUGAACACAGAAUGAUUCCAGGAAUUGCAGGGCUUGAAAAUGUCAACCAUGCUAUCACAGCAGAGCAUCCACAUUUAAAGUUUCCAAAAGAGCUCAUGCCAUGGCCCUCGGAAGGCUUAUGUCGCUUGUCAAUCAACUCCUUCGGAUUUGGAGGAACAAAUGCCCACGUGAUAAUGGAGGAUGCGAUCGGUCAUCUCAAACUUCGAGACGAGGUUUCGAUCCACAAACAGAUAAACGGAAACACGGAUUCAGCACAUGAUCAACCUUCUAUGUCUAAUGGCUUCCAUCAUUAUGAGGUUAGGAGAAUGUUAGUGUUCUCAUCUCAAGACGAGAGCGGCAUCAAACGACUCGAAUUGGCAUAUAACGGACACUGGUCCCGAAUGAGCAUAGAGGAUUUUAGUAUUUCAUACAUGAACAGACUGAGUUACACAUUGAGUGACCGAAGAAGCUCUCUAUUAUGGAGAUCAUUUGCAACAAUCAAUUCUGAAAACGAUUUGACAGCUGGGAUCAAGUUUUCACCUGCCAUCCGUGCCAUUUCUCAGCCACGUCUUGCAUUCUGUUUUACAGGACAAGGCGCUCAAUGGUAUGCGAUGGCUCGGGAAAUUCAGGCUAAUGUUUUCAGAAAAAGUCUUAUAGAAACAUCUGAGCUUCUCAAGGAAAUGGGAUGUUUAUGGUCACUACAAGCCGAACUUUCACGGGACAAAAAAACUUCUAGAGUGAAUAGACCAGAAUUCAGCCAACCAAUUUGUACUGCAAUACAAAUAGCUUUGGUUGAUCUUUUAGAGAGUAUUGAACUUCGGCCUUCCGUGGUAUUUGGCCAUUCAUCUGGCGAAAUAGCAGCAGCAUAUUGUAUUGGAGCUUUGGAUAAGCGUUCUGCUAUGACGGUUGCUUAUCAUAGAGGGUUGCUCUCAUCUAAAAUAGCUGAAAAUAACAGUAUCCAAGGCAGAAUGCUUUCCGUUGGUUUAUCUGCAGAUGAAGUCCUGUUGUAUCUCGCCAAAAUCGAAGUCAAAUUUGGUUACUCUGGAAUUUCAAUAGGAUGCAUCAACAGCCCUAAUAACGUCACAAUCACAGGUGAUAUGGAACACAUAAACUAUCUCCACGAAAUUCUGGAAAAAGAUAACAUCUUCACCCGGAAACUACUAGUUGGUGUCGCAUAUCAUUCCCAUUACAUGAGUGCUGUAGCCGCAACAUACUCGGAACAAUUGGGUAGCUUGUCUGCCCGGGUAUCCGCAAUACCUACCACUAUGGUCUCUUCAGUUACGGGAAAAUUAGUCAGAAGUGAUGAGCUCCGUCAACCAAGCUACUGGGUUAAAAAUAUGGUAUCCCCAGUGAGGUUUCUCGACGCGGUUACUUGUGCUAGCUCACUAAGUAUAUCAAAUGACGGAACCAUUCUGCACAAUAAUUCAAAAGAUUGUUUCGAUGAUGUGCUAGAAAUUGGACCCCAUUCAGCCUUACAAGGACCUUUGAGAGAUAUCUUCAAGCAAUCGAGCAAGAAUUCAGCUAUAGGGUAUUAUUCCGUUCUGAUACGCAAUGUCAAUGCAACGACUUCGAUGUUUGAAGCGAUUGGAAAUCUUCAUUGUCGGGGUCAUCACAUAAACAUUCAAGCUUUAAACGACCAGAAUUCCUCAGUGACUUGUUCCUUAACCCCGCUGACAGACUUGCCAGAGUAUCCUUUUGAUCACUCAAGAUCAUAUUGGCGUGAAUCUCGGCUCAGCAAAGGUCACAGAUUCCGCAAAAUUCCUCGUAACGACUUUCUUGGCACUCCAGUACCAGAUUGGAACCCACAGGAAGCUAAAUGGAGACGCCGAAUUAGACUUUCGGAAGAUCCGUGGAUUGAGGAUCACAACAUCUCUAACGCAUGCAUUCUUCCUGCAUCUGCUAUGCUUGUCAUGGCAAUAGAGGCAGCGAAGAUAAUGGCUAAGUCAAGAUCUAACAAAGUCAUUUCGGGGUUCAUCAUUCAAAACGUCCUCGUGUCACGGGCGCUCACUAUUACUUCUGAUCAAGAUGGAGUCGAAAUGGAAUUUUACCUCCGCCCAUGCGGACUUACUUCUGACAGGGAAAUAACAUGGUCAGAUUUCCGCAUUUAUACUCCUGAGAAUAAUGAUUGGGUUGAAGUGUGUCGAGGCCAAGUUCAGGCGACUCAUGGAGAGCUUGAAAAUGAGGUCGAUAAUGGGAUGGAGCAAUCUUUAGAUGAUGAAUAUCAUCGAACGGAGCUCUCGCGUAUCUGCGCCUCCAGCUGCCAGGAAGUGUAUAUGGAAAACUUCUACCCGGUACUGAAAGAAAACGGAAUUAAUUUUGGAUCCGCUCAUCAAACUAUUAGAAGUGGUGCAUACGGUCAGGAAAGAGAGUGUACUGCUGAGAUUGCGCUGGAUAGUUGGAUACCCAAAAAAAGAGAUCUCCAACAAACAGAUUUUACUAUCCAUCCUACCUCACUCGACGGAAUGUUUCAAUUAGGUCUGUUAGCUUUGGUGGGAGCAAGGAUGAAGAUAAAUCCAAGUGUCAUAGUUGGGCUUCGCAGAUUAUGGAUCGCAGAAGGGAAGAUUAAUAUUCCCGGUUCAUCGAUAAUGUCUGCGUACGCAAAGUCUGCAAUGAAUGGUUCUACAACCACUCUAAUGGAUGCAGUUGCAUUUGAUAACGGAGAAUCUAAUCCUAUAUUAAUCAUCGAUGGACUCGAAGGAAAAUUCUUAGCGCAGCCGGACAGGCCAUGUGAUGCACAGAAUCGGCAUAUCUCAUGGAAUUUUGAUUACAGACCGGAUAUCGAUCUCCUUUCCAAGAAAGAGUUGAUUCAACAUGUUUCCACUUCAUACGAUAUUCAGCCUGCUCCGCUUAAACUGGAUCAUGACGUCAAGCUAUUAUUAUAUCUCUGCAUUCUGAAAACAUUGAAUCGGCUAACCGACUCUGAAGUUGCGGGGCUGAAGCCACACCAUAUCAAAUAUUUCGAAUGGAUGCAAUACGAAAGAACCAAGCUUUGCAGAUCAGAUAUGCGCAACGGCGCGGUCAAUGUUAGAGAAUAUAUCGACGACGACGCGUUCUAUGAAAAACUUUUAAACCGUCUGAAGCAUACCAAUGCGCGAGGGAAACUAUACGCGAUACUCGCAACAAAUCUCUACGAUAUACUCAUGGGAAAGAUUGAUGUUCUUGAAGUCAUGUUCAAGGAGCCAUUGGUGAAAGAGUAUUAUAGAGAACUAUACAAAUCCACCAAUGGCUUAUACAAAACUCUCACCUAUCUCGACACUCUCGUCCACAAGCAUCCAAAUAUGAAGAUAUUAGAGAUCGGGGCAGGUACAGGAGGAAUGACAAACUACCUCCUCGAUAUUCUUGCACAGAACGGUACUCGUGAUCCUCGUGUUGGUACGCCUCGAUUUGCUCACUACACAUACACGGAUAUUUCCGCCGGUUUCUUCGAAGGCGCAACUUCUUUAUUCGAGAAUUUUCCAGACAUGGUGACGUUCAAAGUACUUGAUAUUGAGAAAGAUGCAGUCAAGCAAGGAUUCGAAAAAGAGAGCUAUGAUUGCAUCAUUGCGGACAAUGUUCUUCACGCCACUCAAGACCUCGAGAUUACGAUGAAAAACGUGAGGACGCUGCUAAAACCCGGAGGAAAGCUUCUACUUUUCGAACUGACGGUUCCAGAGGUUGUUCGAACAAAUUUCGCGUUUGGUCUGCUACCUGGAUGGUGGCGCUUUAAUGACAAGUAUCGCAGUUUUAGUGCGGGGAUUUCAGAUGACGUGUGGGAUGAAGUGUUGAAGAGUACUGGGUUCUCAGGUAUCGACUUCAACUUCAAAGACUACGAUGAAGAUGAAUGCCAUGAGCAUAGCGCACUAGUCUCCACAUCUCGCGAAGAUUUCUCAAACACUACGCCGUUCCCUCCAACGAUAGUUAUACUCGAUCCGAAGUCCGAUAUCCAGAGCAAAACUUACGAGUUGCUGCGUGAUCAAUUGCGAUUAUCAGGAACCACGGAUAUUGUUUCCGCCACCCUCAAUGAGGCCACUAUUUUCAAAGGAAAGCAGCCUUCCAUUAUCGUACUUCUGGAACUCGACAAACCUUUCUUGCACGAGAUGACCGAGCCCGAGUUCGAGAAUCUCAAAGCAAUGUUCUUGACUUUUGAGAAUAUUCUAUGGACUUGUAAAGGCGGAGGAGACAGACCCGACAUGCCAGAGUAUGCGCUUGUUCAAGGUGCUUUCCGCGCACUACGAAUGGAAAACAUAAGACUCAAAUUUAUCUCCCUCUCAUUCGAGACUUCCUCGAAAAACGCCACACAUCUCGCGAAUAGGAUUUUCGAGGUCUACAGCGAGAUUUCCACUAAAGGUGUUAUGGACUGCGAGCAGGAAUAUGUAGAACGCAAUGGUAUGAUUUGUAUCGAUAGAGUUGUCGAUGCAGACUACAUGAAUCAGAAGUUUUCUGCGACGACAGACGAAACAUUACGCAGCGACUGUGAAUUUUCUAGCGCUCCUCCAGUAACUCUCAGUAUCAAAACACCUGGACUACUCGACACCCUUGAGUUCAUCCAGGACGACACUCUCAAUAACGAUCUCGCAGCCGAUGAGAUCGAAAUCAAAGUCGAAGCCAGCGGUGUUAAUUUCCGAGACUGUCUCAUCGCACUGGGACGAAUACCCAGCACGAGUUUCGGAUUUGAGUGCUCUGGUCGCAUUUCCCGCACUGGAUCUCACGCGAUUAAACUGCAGGUAGGCGAUAGGGUGUGCGCAAGCACAAGUGGAACAUAUCAAACCUAUGCUCGUUGCAAGACAAGUAACGUCAUUCCCAUCCCCGAGAACAUGUCUUUUGCUGAAGCGGCCGCGAUGCCGGUGGUAUUUACAACGGCGUACUAUGCCCUUGUGCACGUAGCCCAAUUGCAGAAAAAUGAAUCGGUUUUGAUACAUUCUGCAGCAGGCGGAACAGGGCAAGCUGCUAUCCAGGUCGCGAAACUCCUGGGCGCCGAGAUUUUUGUGACUGUGGGAUCGGAGUCUAAGAAGAACUUGCUUAUUAGUCUGUAUCAGAUACCGGCAGAUCAUAUUUUCUAUAGUCGCAAUUCUCUGUUCGUCAAGGGCAUCAAAAGAAUGACUGCUGAUCACGGCGGUGUCGAUGUUAUCUUGAAUUCACUCAGCGGUGACCUUCUAGUAGAUACAUGGCAAUGCAUAGCACCAUUCGGACGAUUUCUCGAAAUUGGCAAGAAAGACAUCUUAGCGAAUGGGAAUUUACCCAUGCUUCCAUUCUCUCGAAAUGCCUCUUUUCACGCCAUUGAUUUGAACGAGGCGCAGAAGUAUCGACCAGGACUGCUCAUGGAUCUUCAAAAAAGUAUCACUACCCUACUUUUCGAGAAUAAAAUCCGACCACCACAACCUAUCCACAUUUAUGGAAUCGGAGAGGUUGAGAAAGCCUUCAGGUAUCUACAGAGCGGGAAAAACUCUGGUAAGACAAUCAUUCAAAUCCAAGGACAUGAUAUGAUCAAGACAUCUCUCAAAAGACCACAUCCGUGGACAUUCCCAGAAAACGCAACCUACAUUAUCGCCGGAGGACUCGGUGGUAUCGGACGAAGUACUGCACAAUGGAUGGCGGAUCGCGGCGCCAAAAAUCUAGUCUUGCUUUCGCGAUCUGGUCCCACGUCAGAAGAAGCAUCGCAAUGCAUUGCCAGAUUAGAAGCUCAAGGGGUACGAGUAGAAAUCCCUCGAUGCGAUAUCGCUGAUUUCACAUCCCUCGAGUUAGUUCUCAAUCAUAUACAUAAAACAAUGCCGCCUAUAAAAGGAUGUAUCCAAUCCGCCAUGGUGUUACGAAGUAGUGUAUUCGAGAACAUGACAUACUCAGACUGGCGAGGAGCAAGCGACUGCAAGGUUUCCGGGACCUGGAAUCUGCACACUCUCCUCCCGAAAGGCUUGGAUCAUUUUAUCGUGUACUCUUCCAUCUCUGGUGCAAUUGGUGGGACAGCAUCUGUAAACUACAGCGCCGCUUGCGCCUAUCAAGAUGCAUUAGUACACUACCGCAAUAAGAUGGGCGAGAAAGCUACCACUUUUAACCUGGGAGUCAUGAUAGACGACGGCAUCUUGAGGGAUAACACAGCGGUGAGAACUGCGUUACUUGGUACUGGAUACCUAGUUGGUAUAAAGCAAAAAGAGAUGUUUACUUUACUUGAACAUCACUGUGAUGCGUUCUUGAGUAUACCGACGACUCCACUCCAGUCCCAGAUUCUCGUGGGUAUCGACACCCCUUCGUCGAUAAAGGCGCGGGGCGCUGACGUGCCCACCAUGAUGACACUUCCGAAGUUCAGGGGAACAUGGAAUAUCAAUGAGAAAGGCAGAACAGACAUGAAAGAAGGGAUGGUUACUGACGUGGCCAGUCAAUUACAUGGCGUAGCUUCACAAGCAGAAGCAGCCAGCAUUAUUGCCAAUGCAUUGAUGGAAAGAUUGAGCCAUGCGCUGGCUGUUCCCCGGGAGAAUUUGGAUUCCUCACGCCCUAUGCAUAUCUACGGGGUCGACUCGCUAAUCGCCGUUGAGUUAAGAAAUUGGUUCAACCAAAAACUCGACGCUGAGGUCGCAGUAUUUGAGAUCCUAGGGGAAGUGACAUUUCAGGACAUUGGUGUCCUAGUUGCCAGUAAAAGUAAGCUGGUAGAGGUACUCUUGACUGGGACUUGAACGUGGGAGCUGCAGAAUGAAUAUAUGAACAUUUAAGGAUUACCUCUUCCUCCACAUAACUAGCCCUCUUAACAGAAUACGAUAUUGACAAUUAGGACCUAUCAUUAUAAAUCUUACAUCA